Messenger RNA from Oryctolagus cuniculus (rabbit), 8611 nucleotides. The record is from RefSeq and is a predicted model, not a curated record. NCBI's taxonomy places the organism in Eukaryota, Metazoa, Chordata, Mammalia, Lagomorpha, Leporidae.
CCGGCGCCACAGAAUCCCCGGGCCCUGGCGGGGCAGACCUGCCCGCCGCUGGGUGUGCGCCCUGCGCCCUGCGCCCUGCGCCCUGCAGGGAGCCGGGCCCGCCCCACUGUGCGCGCAGGCGCGCGCCGCGCCCGGCUCGGACCGCAGAUCGGCGCUGGGCGGCCGCAGGCUGGCCUUGCAGGCCUGUGAAGAUGGAGGGCUCUGCUGAGAUGGAGAUGCUGAGGACACUGAAGGGGCCUUCCGCAGGGGAGGUCAGCGUGCAUCUGGUGGCCAGAGACAGCCCAGGCUCCGGUCCUCACCUGCCCACAACCGCCUUCAUCAUUCCAGCCAGUUCGGCCACGCUUGGCCUGCCCAGCAGUGCCCUGGAUGUGUCCUGCUUUUCCCAGGAGCCAAUCCAUGUGGGUGCCCCAGAGCGGGUGUCCGGCAGCGAACCUGUCACGGCCACCGUUCUGCCCCAACUAACCGCUGGGCCAGCGGGCAGCUCUAGCGCUACCACAGUGCGGCUCCUGGAGUGGACAGAGGCCGCGGCCCCGCCCCCCGGGAGCAGCUUGCGGUUCCGGAUAAGCGAGUACGCGCCCCUGAACAUGGUGGGAGUGGAGCAGCCACCGAGCCCCGAGCCGCGGCGAGAAGGCGUGGCCGAAUACGAAGAUGGCGGGCUCCCGGCCGGGGGUGGCGACUCGGGCACCCCACAGCCCGAGACCCUCCCCCAGGGCCCUCCAGAAGAUCCCGCUCAGGACCCUCCCGAGGAUGGUAGCGCCUGUCCGUGCCGGGCCUGUGGGCCUCAGCACAGCGCCGGUCCAGAUCCUGGUUCCUCCAGCGACGGCUGCCCUCCGCUGUUCCAGGAGCGGUCAGUCAUAGUGGAGCACUCUUCAAGCUGCGCCGGGGCCGAGCUCCUCAAACCCGUGAAGAAAAGGAAGCGCAGGGAAUACCAGAGCCCGUCCGAGGAGGAGUCAGAACCAGAGGCCGUGGAGAAGCGAGAAGAAGGGAAGGAGCCAGAGGAACGGCCCGCGGCCAGCACCCCCGAGAGUGAGGAGUGGAGCAGCAGCCAGCCUGCAGCGGCCUCAUCAGGCGAGAAGGAAGGCUGGUCCUGGGAGUCCUACCUGGAGGAGCAGAAGGCCGUCACUGCCCCCGCCAGCCUCUUCCAAGACUCCCAGGCAGUCCCUCCUAACAAGAACGGCUUCAAACUGGGCAUGAAGCUGGAAGGCAUUGACCCCCAGCACCCGUCCAUGUACUUCAUCCUCACCGUGGCCGAGGUGUGUGGCUACCGCCUGCGUCUGCACUUUGAUGGGUAUUCCGAGUGCCAUGAUUUCUGGGUCAAUGCCAACUCCCCUGACAUUCACCCUGCUGGCUGGUUUGAGAAGACCGGGCACAAACUGCAGCCUCCCAAAGGUUACAAGGAGGAGGAGUUCAGCUGGAGCCAGUACCUGCGCAGCACCAGAGCUCAGGCUGCCCCCAAGCACCUGUUUGUGAGCCAGAGCCACAGUCCCCCACCCCUGGGCUUCCAGGUGGGCAUGAAGCUGGAGGCUGUGGACCGCAUGAACCCGUCUCUCGUCUGCGUGGCCAGCGUGACCGACGUGGUGGACAGUCGCUUCCUGGUGCACUUUGACAACUGGGACGAUACUUACGACUACUGGUGUGAUCCCAGCAGCCCCUACAUCCACCCAGUGGGCUGGUGCCAGAAGCAAGGAAAACCCCUCACCCCUCCACAAGAUUACCCAGACCCUGACAGCUUCUGCUGGGAGAAAUACCUGGAGGAAACUGGGACCUCCGCUGUGCCUGCCUGGGCCUUCAAGGUGCGACCGCCUCACAGCUUCUUGGUCAACAUGAAGCUGGAGGCCGUGGACCGCAGGAACCCAGCCCUGAUUCGUGUGGCCAGCGUGGAGGAUGUGGAGGACCAUCGGAUAAAGCUGCACUUUGAUGGCUGGAGUCACGGCUAUGACUUCUGGAUUGAUGCUGACCACCCAGAUAUCCACCCUGCGGGCUGGUGCUCCAAGACAGGACAUCCCCUGCAGCCUCCUCUCCGGCCCAGGGAGCCCAGUGCUGCCUCGCCUGGGGACUGUGCCCCCGUGAGCUGUAGAAGCUUGCCGCCCGCCAGGACCUCCAAAUACAGCUUCCACCACCGAAAGUGCCCCACUCCUGGCUGCGACGGCUCGGGCCACGUCACAGGCAAGUUCACAGCUCACCACUGCCUCUCGGGCUGCCCGCUGGCAGAGAGGAACCAGGGCCGGCUGAAAGCGGAGCUGUCUGACUCGGAGGCCUCGGCCCGCAAGAGGAGCCUCUCCGGCUUGUCCCCAAGGAAGAAGCCUCGCCACCACGGCCGGAUCGGACGCCCUCCAAAGUAUCGGAAGAUUCCACAGGAGGAUUUCCAGACGCUCACUCCUGAUGUCGUGCACCAGUCCCUCUUCACGUCGGCCCUGGCGGCCCACCCGGACCGCUCGCUGUCCGUGUGCUGGGAGCAGCACUGCAAGCUCCUGCCUGGGGUGGCGGGCAUCUCGGCCUCGACAGUCGCCAAGUGGACCAUCGAGGAGGUCUUUGGCUUCGUUCAGACCCUGACAGGUUGCGAGGACCAAGCACGCCUCUUCAAAGAUGAGAUGAUUGACGGCGAGGCCUUCCUUUUGCUGACACAGGCGGACAUUGUGAAGAUCAUGAGCGUCAAGCUGGGCCCAGCCUUGAAGAUCUAUAACGCCAUUCUCAUGUUCAAAAACGCCGACGACUCCUUAAAGUGACUGUCAGGCCCGGGGCCUUUGCUGGGCCUCCCGCGCCGGCUGAUGCUUCUUUCCCAGCCUCAGUUCCUCGUGUCCCGUUCUGUCCCUGUGCUCUGGGUCUGACAGGGGCUGGUCCUUCCUGGACAGCAGGUGGAGCAGAGGGGCCCUGGGAAGGUGGAGUCCUGGGGCUCGCUUGCCACCACGCAUGUCAGGGAGGUGUCCCUGGGCUGGGGGCAUUACUGACGGGGCAGGCUGAAGGGGCCCUGGUCCAGGCAGCCCCACGCCAAAGGUCUUUUUCUGAGCAGUGCACAGGAGUGGCGGGACUGGAGGUCUUUAGUCUGCUGUCCUUUCCCCUUGUUGGCUCCGCCACAACCACCCCCUUCUGUCUGCUGGCUUUGCUGCCCUCCUUUUGUGGCCUGGUUUCCUGGUGGCGCCCCCACAGCCAAGGCCCAGGCAAGCCCCUGGCUCUUCCCCUUAGAUGUGUGGGCCUCAGAAACUUGUCCUGGGAUCCACUGGGAACCUCCGGCCACCUUCCACCCUUUAGCUCAGAAGUGGGGGACCCUGCGCCUGGACACCUGCUAGAACAUGCCCCAUCCUGGCCCACUUGGCAUCGUGGUGUCCUACGUCAAGUCCUAGUUCCGGCUGGGGGAAGGUGACGAGAGCCCGUGUGCAGCUGGCAGAAGUCUCCACUGCAUUCUGCACACACCCGUCCUGUGUUGGGCCUGGGCGGGAGGAAGCCCGGCCUGGCAGGUAGCCCUGGCAGGAGGCCAGCCCGAGGGCCUGCCAGACCAUCUCGAGUCUCUGGCCAGUGGGGCAGCUCUAGCAGGCUGGGACACCCCAAGCUGGGCACAGCAUCCUCUGUGUGGCUGUAGAUCUCAGCUAAGGUAUUGCCCGGAGCGCGAGGGCCCCACGCCCGCCUGCCAGGCCUCUCUGUCUUGAGAAUGUAGCACUGUGUCACGUGACGUCGCCUCCCGUCUGUCCCUUAGAUGUUUGUUUAACGCUUACAGUGUUAGAACAGCCAGAUUGGGAAGGUGGACUCCUCCCUUCAAGUAUUCCAGGUCCUUUAAGCCCUUCUCCGCACUGCCACCUGGAGCCCGACUAGGGCUCUGGGACUUCCUCGCCCUGUCAGGUGGGUGCCCAGCCUCCUCCAAGCCACUGCCAAACCUGCGUGCUAGGACGGGCCAGAGUGCCCAGCAGGAGCCAGGGAGGCGAGGGGCCAAGGCCACGCCUCCCCGCCCCCAGGUGCUGAGAUGAACCUGCAGGGUGUGGGGUCAGGGGCCUUCCCCAAGCCCCUUCUCUCAGUCAUGUGUGUGCAUGUGUGUGUGUGUGUGCACGUAUGUGUAGGGCACUCUUAGCAGUGUUUGAAAGGGUGCUCAGCGUUGGGAAAACGUCAAGGGCUAUUGUUGUUCAAGUACAAAGCUUUAUUUUUUCCUUAGAAGCGGGAUGCCCAAAGCUCUGCUGCUUUCCUGCCACAGCCCCUGGCAGGGGCCCCUGUCUCCCAAGGGGGAGGACAGCCGUGCAGCCCCCUGCAGACCUCUGUGGGGCUUUCAGACCUGAGAGGCAUCUCUGAGCACAACUUUCCUGGGAGGGCACAGGGCAAGGCCAGCUGUGAGGUGAGGGUCGGGUUUAUAGAGGCCAUGUGGUGCCCUGUGGCCCAGGGCAGGAGGAGCAAGUCCAAGCCUCUCUUUCAUCUUGUCACCUGGGUUAGAACAAAACUCAUCAACUGCUCAUCCUGCGACGCUUGCCAGCUUGUGAGGUGCUCACAGCUGGUGCUGGGGGCCUCCUGGCCCCUAAGGACAGAGGCCACGGCAGCUUUGCUGUGCAGCUGCACCAGGCGUGCCAGCCACCUAGUACUCGCCUUCUGAAAGGCCAGCUGAGCCAAGGACCAUGGAGAAAAAGUCUCAGGCUGUGGGGCCUCAGCGCUUUCUGCACUGACAUUGAACUCUUUGGGAAGAGAACAACUCAUCAGAUGUGGCAAGAAGUCUGGCCUCUUCACCCCAUUCUGUCCCCAGCAGAGAUCAUCAGCCCUUGACCUGGGAAUGCAGUGAGGGAGGGAGUUGGCCGUGGCCGCCCCCGCUGCCCUGUGCCCGGCUCUCUAGCAGUGGGUGCCACUUACCCUUUGACUCCUGCAGGCACACCCAGCCCCGCCCAGCCCUGGCCUGGGGCGGGGAGGACGGUCCCAGAGUCUGCGAACGAAGCCUUUUUGCACUUUUGAUUCACAUGCACUGUGGUGGGAUUGCAUUUCUGUACUUGCCUCUGCACAUGUGGGUGUGCACGUGCGUGCGAGUUCUCUCAGAGAAUCCACUGGUGUAAGCUGAAGCGCCUCCGACUCCGGGGUGAGAACAGGUUGCAGAUGAGAUGUGUGAUGUGUCCUGUACUGAAACGUGGUGAAUAAACGUGAGCCUCUGGGUGAGACGCAGCAGAGUCUGGUUCAUUCCUCCGGAAACACCCAGAAAACGCAAAAGGAGCAUGUCGUGAAGAGGCCGACGGGUUCUCCUGGCUGUACAUUAGUCUGUGAGCAGGCAGGGAAGCGGCAGAAACACCAGCUGUGAUCACCGUACCCUCUCCCUCGUCAGUAUCCUUCAUAGCUCUGCCUGCGGCUCCUCCAGACCGGGCCGAGAGAACGCACACCACGCAGCCAGCCACCUGGGAGCCCGUUGCCUCGACCCUGCCCUGGGAGCUUGCUUGCUUGACCCAGCACAGUGGUGCCACAGUAGCUUUGUCUCUGACUUUAGCAUGAACAAGAGCCUAAGGGCUACCCAAGGAAGCCACUGGGGUUUGGGAAGGCUUAGCUCCAACUUCCCUUUCUGCAGUCCUGAAACCUCCUGUGCUGUUACCUUCUCCAGUGUCUGAAUAGAUGUCCAUCGGCAUCACGGAGAAACUGAACAUCCACUCCUGCCUGCCACUACAUCUGCUCGUGUCCCCCUCCCACACCCAUCCUUCUCCCUCUCCUGUUCAGUGGGAGAGUUGAUGCUUCCACUUGUCCAGAGCAAAUCCUCCACCAACCAAUGGUUGCAAUAGGAGGAAAAGAAGCAUUGAGAGACAACAAAGAGUUUUUGGAAGCUUAAAAUGUGAUCGCUGAGAUUUAAAAAAUCAACACAGGUUUGAAAGUUGAUGACUUUACCCAGAAAGUAGAAUAAACAUAGAUGGAAAUAGAAUGAAAGGAAGAAGUUAGAGAAGCUAAGAGGAAUUCCAAUGGGCAAGAAAAGAGGACAUAAGUUUGAUUAAUCACAAACUUAAGGGGCAGGCUUUUGGCCUGCUGGUUAAAAUGCCUGCGACGUGUCCCAUAUUGGAGCGCCUGGGUUCAAUGCCCACCUCCGGCGCCUGGCCCUAGCUUCCUGCUGUUGCAGAGCCUGGGAGGCAGCAAUGAUGGAUGGCUCAGAUGCUUGGGUUCAACAGAAAAUGAACCGAGGUAAAACAACUUAUCAACAUAGUACAGGGGUGGAGGGGAGCAAGGUUAUCUCAAUUGCCACAGAAAAGGCAUUUGACAAAAUCCAUUUUCAUGAUUUAAAAAAAAAACACUCAGAAAACUAUGAGGAGAAGGGAACCAUGCUGUGAAAGGCUGAGUGCUUUCUCCCAAAUAUCAAGAAUAAGACAGAGGUGCUUUUAAAAAAAUAUUUAUUUGAGAGGCAGAAUUACAGAGACAGAGGGAGAGACAGAGAUCUUCCAUCUGUGGACUAAUUCCCCAAAAGGCUGCAAUGGCCACAGCUGGACAGGGCCAAAGUUAGGAGCCAGAAGCUUCUUCUAGGUCUCCCACAUGGGUGUAGGGACCCAGACACAUCAACCAGGAGCUGGAUUGCAAGAGGAGCAGCUGGGACUUGAACCGUUGCCCAUAUGGGGUGCCAGCAUCACAGGUGGGGGCUUAACCUACUGCACCACAAGGCCAGUCCUGACCAAUGAUGCUUCCUUUCACUUCUGCUAUUGAGUCUUGUACUGCAAAUUCUAGACAGGGCAAUUCAAUAAGAAAAGAAAUAAAAGGCAUCCAAACUGAUAAGGAAGAAGGAAACUUACUCACAAAUUACAUGAUAUUCUAUCUGGAAAAUCCCAAAGAAACUACAAGAAAGUUGCUGGAACUAAUAAAUUCAGUCAAGUUAAAGAUUAUAUAUCAACACAUAAAAAUCAGUUGUGUUUCUAUAUACCAGCAGCGACCACUCAAAAAAGGGGAAAAAAAGAAGCAAUUGCAUUUACAGGAUUAUCUAAAAGAAUAAAAUACCUAGAAAUAAAUUUAAAGGAGAUGGGCCGGAGCCACAGCUCACUAGGCUAAUCCUCCGCCUGUGGCGCCGGCACCCUGGGUUCUAGUCCCGGUUCGGGUGCAGGAUUCUGUCCCGGUUGCUCCUCUUCCAGUUCAGCUCUCUGCUGUGGCCCAGGAGGGCAGUGGAGGAUGGCCCAAGUGCUUGGGCCCUGCACCCACAUGGGAGACCAGGAGGAAGCACCUGGCUCCUGGCUUUGGAUCGGCACAGCGCGGAGGCUGUAGCGGCCAUUUGGGGGGUGAACCAAUGGAAGGAAGACCUUUCUCUCUGUCUCUCUCUCACUGUCUAACUCUGCCUGUCAAAAAAAAAUUUAAAUGAGACAAAAGACUUGUAUGCUGAAAGCAAUUAAAGACUUAACUAAAUGGAAGGACAUUUGUAUUUUCAAAGUAGGAAGACUUACUAUUAUUCAGGUGUCAGUAUUACCAGUGUGAUCUACAGAUCUAAUGCAAUCCAUGUCAAAAACUCAAGCUGCCAUUGCAGAGCUGGAUUGAUCCUCAAGUUCGUAGGGAAUUAUGAGGUGCUCCAAACAGCCAAAACAAUCUUGACAAAGAAAAGAGUUGGAGAGCUCAAUUCUCAGUUUCAAAACUUACUACAAAACUACAGUAAUCAAAACCACAUGGUAUGUAUUGGCAUACUGCAGACAUAGGCCAAUGGAAUAGAAUGGAAAGUCCAGAAAUGAACCCAUAUAUCUAUGGCCAACUGAUUUUUUAUGAGUGUCGAGUCCUUUCAGUAGGGAAAGAAUAGUCUCUUAAACAAAUGGAGCUGGAACGAUUGGAUUUCCAAGUUGUUGGAUGAUAACUUCACCUAAUACAGAAAAAUUAACUCACAGUGAGUCAGUUCACUAAAUAUGAGAAAACCCUUAGAAGGAAGCAUGAAGAUAAAUAUCCAUGAUUGCCAGUAGAUUCUUAGAUGUGACACCACAAACACAAGCAACAAAAGAGAAAGAUAAAUUGACCGUCAUCAAAAUGAUAUAUAAACUUUUGUGCUUCAAAAGACAUUAUCAAAAGAGUAAAAAAUCCCACAGGAUGGGAGAAAAUGCUUGCCAUCAUAUCCAAUAACUUCUUGGCCUUUUGGCUAAGAUCAAGUGUAAUUAUAUCCAACAAGGAUUUAAUAUCCAGAACAUAAAGAACUCCUAAAAUUAACACAACUCAAUGAAAAAAUGAGCCAAGGUCUUUAAUUUACAUUCCUCUAAACAAGAUAUAUGAGUACAAAUGGCCAAAAAGCUCAUUAGACAUUAGGGAAAUGCAAAUGAAAACCACAGUGAGAUAGCACUUCACAUCUUAGGGUGGCUAUAAUCAAAACGAAGAAAAGGGGCCGGCGCCGUAGCUCACUUGCUUAAUCCUCUGCCUGCAGCGCCGGCAUCCCAUACGGGCGCUGGCUUCUAGUCCCAGUUGCUCCUCUUCUAGUCCAGCUCUCUGCUGUAGCCCGGGAGUGCAGUGGAGGAUGGCCCAAGUACUUGGGCCCUGCACCCCAUGGGAGACCAGGAUAAGUACCUGGCUCCUGCCAUUGCAUCAGCGCGGUGCGCCGGCCACAGCGCACCGGCCGCGGCGGCCAUUGGAGGGUGAACCAACGGCAAAGGAAGACCUUUCUCUGUCUCUCUCUCUCACUGUCCACUCUGCCUGUAAAAAAAAAAAAAAAAGAAGAAGAAGAAGAAAA